UGGAUUUAUCGUAACCUCGUUCACUGCCGAUCUCAAUGUAUCUUAUCGCGCUUGUGGCUUUCGCGCUAUUUACGACGUGUGAGGCCAUGCGCGAUCAAUCCAUUGCGGUCAAAGGAAAACUUCUAUGUGGGAAUGGGCCAGCAAAAAAUGUGAGAGUGAAGCUAUACGAUUUGGACACUGGAAUAGAUCCAGACGACAUGCUCGACCAAGGAUACACAGAUUCUAAUGGCGAGUUCAAACUGAGCGGAGGUACAGCGGAAACAACCCAGAUCGAUCCUGAGCUCAGAAUUUACCAUGAUUGCAAUGAUGUCACGCAAGUCGGCGGUGUUGCUAAGCCUGGAAGUCGCAAAGUCACAUUCCUCCUCCCCAGUAAGUACAUCACCAAUGCAAAGCAGCCGAAAACUACAAUGGACAUUGGAAGCAUCAAUCUGGAACUGAUAUUCCAGAAUGAAGGAAGGGAAUAUAUCGUCAGCUAAAUAGACAUUUUGUGUUGGCGGUGGUGGCUAUAGUAUAUUUUUGCGCAAUAAAGAGCAAAACGAACACAUU
Messenger RNA from Cylicocyclus nassatus, 546 nucleotides. NCBI's taxonomy places the organism in Eukaryota, Metazoa, Nematoda, Chromadorea, Rhabditida, Strongylidae. The record is from the annotation of a GenBank genome assembly.